Messenger RNA from Belonocnema kinseyi, 3483 nucleotides. Its product is annotated as oxidative stress-induced growth inhibitor 1-like. Lineage: Eukaryota; Metazoa; Arthropoda; Insecta; Hymenoptera; Cynipidae. The record is from RefSeq and is a predicted model, not a curated record. Bases 339 to 2015 code for a protein of 558 amino acids. The transcript has 7 exons.
GAACCAAGCGGAUUGGGUAUUUUUGUUGACUUUCAUUCCGUAAAAUUCACAGGAAAGUUCUCAACAAACGUGCAAAGGUGACACUUUUUGAAAAAGUUCUACACCUGGAGGAUCAUCCACUAAGGCAUUCUCUCCUCAGGGUGUUGCCCCUUUCAACAACUGGCAAGAAGAACGAGUCCACCACUGAAUCCCUUUUCGAUUACCUCGCCUGAAUGCUAACCUUUUGGAAGAACGUGAUUUCACGAAAGGAAUAUUAUUACUGGCGCUGCUGGGAAUAUCGGGCGAAUCAAGGAUUCCGAUUCAGAGUGAUUACCUAGCCAGAAUCAAACUUUUUAAAAAUGCAACAGGAUUGUAACUUGGAUAACGUUUACAAAGAUGUGGUAGUCAUUGGAAAUGGGCCAAGUGGAAUUUGUCUAUCGUACAUGUUCGCUGGAAACUGGCCUUAUUAUAAUGGAGACCCGCAUCCAAGCGAUGAGAUGCUUACUGCAAGAUUGCGAUACAGCAUAGGAACUCAAACCCCGAAUGGAUUGGAUCAGAAAGAGUUCAAGGAAAAUGGACACCACUGUAGAUGUCAAGACGGAAAACAAGGAAGGAACCUGGUGAACUGCACUCGAGAGGCUCUUGAAACUCUUUCUCUGGGAUUGGAAGGUAGAGGAAGUAGACCUCUUGCCAGACUCAUGGAUCAGUUGCAACAUCCUUGUACUGAUGCUGGAUUGGAUAUCCCAAGUCUUUUAACUUGGAAAUCACCUGAAGAGUGUCCAGAUCAUAAAAUCAUCGACCAUGUGGUCUUAGGAAAAGGACCACCUGGGGGAGCCUGGCAUUCGCUGGAUCCGAACGUUUUGACGAUAAGUUUGAGUCGGUGGAUGUCUCUCCCGGGUUUGGAUUUGAGGCACUGGGAGUUACUCGUCGAGGCUGAAAAACAAAGAACAAUUUUCGAAAAUCGGGGCGACGGUUCCUGCUCGAUCCAGGAAAAAAUUAGUGCCUGCAAACCAGCGACCAGAGUUUCAAUUGGCACAGUCGCUGCCUAUUAUAGAGAUUAUGUAACCAGGCAGGGCCUGGAAAAAUAUUUUCGAUGUGGAACGACGAUAACAUCAGUGACACCGAAUCCUGGCAUUAAUGACAAUGAGAAGGGAUACGGUUGGUUGGUCCAAGGUUUUGAAAACGACAAUGGCAGGACUUUUCGAUACCGAUGUAAAAAAGUCGUUCUUGCAACUGGUACAACGGACUCGUCGAAUCGACUCGGAAUUCCAGGAGAAAAAGCACACAGCGACUGGGUGACACACGAUCUUAACGUACUCGAGUCCAGGCUCGAUCAACUCGUCAGUCCACAAAGCUCAUGUUCCAUAAUUGGUGAAACUGAAAAACCCAAUGGACACUCUGUGGAUCCGGUUUUGGUCGUUGGCGCAGGUUUAAGUGCAGCCGAUGCGAUAAUGGCAGCCAGAUUUCGAGGAAUUCCGGUUCUCCACGCCUUUCGCGAUUCCUCAAACGACUGGAGCAAAGAGAAGCAAGAAAGCAUCAAAUUGAAUGGUAGCGGUCUUGAUAGACUGCAGUGGCUUCCUGUUGGAAUUUAUCCGGAAUAUCACAAAGUCUAUGAGAUGAUGGCAGAUGGAGGAACGAAUUAUCCUCUCUACAAAGCUCUGCCUGGAUAUAAUCUCAUGGAUGUGAAUGCAAAUAAGUCCAAUGGAGAUGGCAAUCCAAAGGACAAGAGAGUCACUCUCUGUACUCCGGAUGGCGAGUUGGUUUCGUACCGAGUCUCACUUGCUGCGAUACUCAUCGGAUCGAAACCAGAUUUAUCCUACCUCGAGAAAGGCGGAGUUGGCCUAGGAAAACUUAAAGAUCGACCAAUCGACAGUAGGUGGAAUCCCGUCGAAAUUGACGAUUUCACCUAUGAAGUUCUUCGCGCACCAAAAAAAGGCCUCUACGCACUCGGUCCUCUCGUUGGGGACAAUUUUGUACGUUUUAUUCUAGGCGGCGGUUUUGCCAUUUUAGUGCACAUACUUUCCACGUGUAAAUGAAACUCACUAGAUUCAAAUGUCCAUAAUUCUAAUGGUGCAGCUAGCACAAAUCAAUUACUGAUUCCCUGGCGGAAAAAUUUCUCUGAAUUUCUCGCAAUAAUCGAUCAAAGAAAAUCUAUAUCACUAAACUUUCCAAGCUGAAACUAAAAACUGCGAAAACCUUUUUGAAAACAGGCUUUCAAAAGAAAAGAAAACUAUUCUGAUUUUUUCAGAGGAAUAUUUCACAGGGGAGGAAAAAAAUGAGUGAGAAGUGGGAAAUUGAUCAGAAAUAUUCUAUGUCAAUUUCUGAUUACCUGAAACCAUCCUUAAAUUAAGUAAUAAAAAACACGAAAAUACGAGUCUCUUCGGAAUAGAAAUUUUAUAAAAAUCCUCCCGAUAUUAUUUUUGUAUGUAAUGUUGUUUUUACGACAAUCUCAAUACCGCAAAAGAUGUGCUUCAAACGUAGGGAGAUGCUUAGACUUGACUUUGCUGUGCAAAGCUUUUAAGCUUUUAAGAAUCAACAGUUUUGUGAAAAUUACAUACGAAACCUGUGAUUAUGUUGAUCUAUAAUUUAUCCAUUCUUUUAAUCACAAUUGUUGAAUUUCAUUCAAAAUUGUCAGCGUUUGUUCAUAUUUAUAAAAUAGUUUCAAACUAUUUUUAGAAUUAGGAUUUGCAUUUUAAUGGAAUUUGUUAUCUUAUUUAUUAAAAAAAAAAGAAAGAAAAGAAGAAAAAAAAGGUCUAUAAAAUUUUCACUAGAGACACAAAAUUAGAGAUAUUGUUUCAAAUCUGAGUUUUUGUAAAUAAAAAUUUUUCUACUUAAACAACUGUAGCAAGAUAAUAUAAAAAUGUACAUCACGUAAAAUUAUGCUUAUCAAAUAUUCCAAUUGCCUCUGAGUGGAAAAGUGGAAGACUGACUUUAGACAGGAAUUAAAUUUGUACUAUUUUUAAAAAGAUAGAUUUUUCCAUUUUUUUAUCGCGUAGAUUUCACGAAGAUGUUGAAAUAGCAAAAUGCAACUAGGAUACAAAAAAUAAAACUGAAAUCGCAACAACAAAAAAAUAGUGAUUUGAAUUUUUGUAAAUAUAAAUUAUUUGCUAAGUACUAUAUUUUUGGACUUUGUAUAGUUUUUUCUCGGAGUGUCAAUUUCAAUGUCAAUUUUAUAUAGAAAUUGAUUCCUGAGAACAAAUUCACUAUAAGACAUUCCCUUUGAAUUUUGUACCCUAAGGAAUACAUUUCAAAGACGCGACUAUUUUCUUUCUGUUUCUGACGCGGUCUUACUUUUGUACCUUGUGAUUAGCUAAAUUUGUUGUAGAUAUUUCCCUACUUCAAAUAUACAUUUUAAAUUGUUGAAGCAGUAUCUUAGUCUGUGUAUCUUAGUACUUAGUCUGUGAUAAGAGGAGCGACAUUGCGAAUAUUUGAAAUAUGUAUAAUAUUACUAAACAGCAUCACUAAGAGAUUGUUAAAAUAAAUAAAUAAACAAACUGAACUGUU